AUGUAUCCUUCUACACUAAUCAGACUCAAUAGGAAGAACACUGUCUACGUCGAACUAAAGAACAGCACCAAAGUGACUGGAUUCAUGUUGAACUGUGACGUAGCAAUGAACAUGCACAUCAAGAAUGCUGAAAUAGAGGACAGGAGUGGGAAGACAAAGGUGAGUGAGAUGUACUUGAGGGGACAGAGCAUCAAACUGGUUAAGUUGCACACGUGGGUGAUGAGCAAGCAGGAGAUGUUCGUGUGA
Molecule: messenger RNA, 246 nt
Organism: Enterospora canceri
Lineage: Eukaryota; Fungi; Microsporidia; Enterocytozoonidae
Source: the annotation of a GenBank genome assembly